Messenger RNA from Columba livia (rock pigeon), 4481 nucleotides. RefSeq names its product trimethyllysine hydroxylase, epsilon (gene TMLHE). Lineage: Eukaryota; Metazoa; Chordata; Aves; Columbiformes; Columbidae. Gene Ontology annotation, molecular function: iron ion binding; trimethyllysine dioxygenase activity. Gene Ontology annotation, biological process: carnitine biosynthetic process. Bases 502 to 1773 code for a protein of 423 amino acids. Gene Ontology annotation, cellular component: mitochondrion. The record is from RefSeq and is a predicted model, not a curated record. The transcript is spliced from 10 exons.
UCUCUAUGGCGGGCGGCGCUCGGUGCUGCAGCCCCGCCCCGGGGCGGCCCCGCUCCCGGCCCGGCCCGGCCCCGCCGCAGCCCCGCGGGUUUGGGGCCCGGUGAAGCUGCUCGGGAGGAGCCGGGGCGGGUCCGAGCUUCGGGAGAGCUGCGGAGGUCAGCGAGACCCCGAUUUCAGAGCCUUUGGUUCCUCGGGCAGCACCGGCUUCCUGAAGCACGACCAGCAGUAAAUGUGUGAAAGGUUCCGAGCGGCGUUUUUGGCCCGGGCAGGACGGCAGAGCCGUGGUCACAAUCCCGACCCUUUGUCACUUGAUCGGCGUCCCGGGCCCGUCUGAAGCCUCGUUCCGCCUUUUCCCCCGUCUCAGCCUCAUCCUUGUCCCAGUGUGACCAACUGCUGAAGGGCCAGGCGGGAAGUCUCCUGGACAGAUGAGCCACUCCUGAGGCCCCUCUUCCUUCCUCCUCCUUUCACAGCCUGUCUCUCAUCUUUUCUCUCAAGAGACUUAUGCUCGGGAUGUGGUACAGGAGGCUGCCCCGGCUGUUCGUGGUGCCGCAUCGGCCGACUGGGAGCACCAGCCCUCGCCUGCCGUGGCUGCCCCGUGACAGGACCGUCCCCGCUGCUGCCCCUCGCUGGCAUCACACGGUCCCGGAGUCCCUGAAGUGUGCCUGGCAGUUACACGGUGAUCACCUAGAGCUCAGGUAUGCGAACACCCUGAUGCGUUUCGAUUUCGUCUGGCUGCGGGACCACUGCCGCUCGGCUUCCUGCUACAAUGCCAAGACCAACCAGCGCAGCCUGGACACAGCCAGCGUGGACCUGGGGAUCAAACCCAAGGCUGUCCGAGUGGAUGAGUCUACGCUCUUCCUCACAUGGCCGGACGGGCACGUGACACGUUAUGGGCUGGAGUGGCUGGUGAAGAACAGCUACGAGGGGCAGAAGCAGCAGGUCAUGCACCCACGGAUUCUCUGGAACGCAGAAAUCUACCGCCAGGCCCAAGUUCCUUCUGUUGACUGCCAGAGCUUCCUGGAGACAGACGAGGGGCUGAAGGAGUUCCUGCAAAACUUCUUGUUAUACGGGAUUGCUUUUGUAGAGAACGUCACUCCCACCAAAGAGGACACAGAAAUCUUAGCGGAAAGGAUCAGCUUAAUCAGGGAAACCAUUUAUGGCAGAAUGUGGUAUUUCACCUCCGACUUUUCUCGGGGAGACACUGCCUACACCAAGCUGGCUCUGGAUCGUCACACAGACACAACGUACUUCCAGGAGCCCUGUGGCAUCCAAGUGUUUCACUGCCUGAAGCACGAGGGCACGGGCGGGCGGACGCUGCUGGUGGAUGGUUUCUAUGCGGCAGAGCAGGUUCUCCGGCAAGCCCCUGACCAAUUUGAGCUGCUCAGCAAGGUGCCGUUGAAGCAUGAGUACGUUGAGAACGUGGGAGACUGUCACAACCACAUGAUUGGAGUUGGGCCGGUCCUCAAUGUCUAUCCGUGGAACAACGAGCUUUAUCUCAUCAGAUACAAUAACUAUGAUCGUGCUGUCAUCAACACUGUGCCUUACGAUGUUGUGCACCGCUGGUACGCUGCUCACCGCACACUCACCGCAGAGCUCAGGAGACCAGAAAAUGAACUGUGGGUCAAACUGAAGCCGGGCAAGGCGCUGUUCAUAGAUAACUGGCGCGUCCUGCACGGCCGGGAAGCGUUCACAGGGUACCGCCAGCUCUGUGGCUGCUACCUGACAAGAGAUGAUGUGCUGAACACCGCACGCUUACUGGGGCUGCAAGCGUAGCCCGGACCACCCUCCGUGGAGAGGCAGCCAGAGCUCCAGCACCACUGUGCCCAUGUGUCACCACGCCGAAGAUGUUGCACAUACCUCGGACACCUCCACCAUCUCCAAGCAGAUCUUGGUGCCUGCUCAGGAGAGGGAGCGGGUGGAAGCCAAAGGUUUUGGGAGCUUGACGGGACCGUGUUCUGCCUUGGAGCAUUGUCAGCUCCUCCUGGUCUUUGCAGCCAGUCUGUCUUGGCUCUGCCGAGUGGGGGUUAAUCACACCAUGGGAAGUGCUCCUCCAAUCAAGUGCCUUCAGGAUUUGGAAUCUUUGCAUUUUUCCCUGUUUUCAAGCAUUUUUGUCGGCUGGCAGUUCUAGUUUCUUUUUUUAGCAGAGCAGAAUGGAAAUCUUUGGGGUUUUGUCUCACCCCAGGCUGGACUUUUCCUCUCUAGAGAAGAUGAAAGUCUAUGGUCCCUAUUUGAAAAUGCCACUACGCAAACUGAGGGCUGUUGGCAUAUCUCAGCGACUUUUUAAACCUACAGUGUAUCCCUGUAACAGUCCCUGACAGAAUCCAUGCUGCUUGAGGGAUGGCCUGGAAUAAGAGCCUGGUGUAGUUAGGGUAUUUCUGAAAAGAUUAGGUUAGAAGGAAAGGCGAAAGUAGCAAGAUCUGCAUGUUGGGAAGGAGGGAGGACUGUUAGACAAGGGCUGUAUUUCUCACGCUUCCCUGACUUCCAGUAAUGCUUGUGUUCUUUCGGCCUGUUGCACUGUACUUGUAUCAAGGAUGAAGGCUCAGCAGCUACAGUAUUUGGUGACAAAUUUCCUGCUGUGCCUGCUCUUUCCUCUUUUCUGAAGAAGAAAUUUGUCUUAGGGCAGCUUUACGCUGGCUGCUCGAUACAACUGACCUUUCAUCACCCAGUUCUCCUGCACACGAAGGUAAUAAAUACAGAGGUGCCUUGUGGCUCCUGGGAGGAUAAACCAGAGUCUGGCACAUUGCAGGGCAACAGCGUAAGGAACAAAAGCAAAUCCUAUCAUUAUUAAAAGUAUUGGAGUUUUAGAACCAGGAGGGGAUUUUAGGAUUUGUUUAUUAUUUUCUUCCAUAUUUUUGGAGGUGUUCCCUCUGCUCUGACCAGACCUUAAAACAGGGCUGGUUGCCCUCACUCCUGGCUCUCCUGUGUGAGCAAGAUGCUCUUGUGUCCAUGGUACAAGUGCAGCACACGUGUGCUAAACUUGCUGCCCUCAUUUAAUCUAAAUACUGAAUAUAUCAUCCUGCUGUUAAAAGAUGCUCUUGAAAGCUUCUCUUCAUGUGGAAGGAGCUCUCCGAUGCCUUUCGCAUUGUUUCCAGCCUAUGGGGAGCUGCAGUCAUGGGGAGUUGAAAGGGAUUUGGGAGUGAAGGCUUGGCAGGAAGAUGCUGAUCGAAGGGUAUGUGAGGAAGUGAAACAUGAGCAAUGGUGGCAGGUGACACAAGUUCCAAUUGAGCUGGCUUCUGUCAGGUAUGUCUCCCAGGGCCUGUGUACAGCAGCCUCAGACACAGGCAGGAACUUGAAUUUUCCUCUUGGCUGAGCCAGUGGGUUCCUUGAGCAGCCUGCAUUGUACGCUCUGUCUUUGUCAGACCUUUUGUUUAUAGGUUCUACUUAGGUUACACUAGCACAACUUAGAUGGGAAGUUUUACAAAUCCUCGUUAAUUGCGUUGAAAUGACAAACCGCAGCGGGCACACGUGCUGUCCUGCACACAGCCCAGCCCAGGUGCUCUGGGCUUGGUUUUUCAUCCUGUGCUUCUGGGUGAAGCCGUGGCUUGGAGCAUGGGUGCCAUAAAACAAUCUGUGUGUGUGUGUUGACAAAAGACCCUGAUCGGUAUUUGAAAGAAACACUUGAGCAGUGGAGCCUUCUUUCCAAUUAUUUGAGGAUAUUGAGGGUUUCUUAGCUCUUUUUUGCCCCCGGGAUACGAGGGAAAGUGCUUGGGUAAUCUGGAAAUGUACCUUUAGUCAACGAGAUCAGCUAUCAAACUUCUGUCUUUAUCAGCUGCAAGAAGCUGGCGCAAGGGAGAAACGACCAAAGCAUAUCGACGACAGGUUGUCGCGACACAGGUGCCUUUCCCACAAGCAAUGUGGUGACUGUAGCUCUGCCUCCCGCUGCGGAGCGUCCUCAGACACCAGCCUCCUCUUCUGAGCCAACUCCAAGCCAAUGUGCUCCUCAAGCUGAUUGUGUCAUCUGUUCACGGUGAAUGUAGAAGCAAAACAUUUCCUCGUAGGUAUUAUUCAAAUCAGUUUAGCCACCCAAACAAUAAAAUGAGGAGUAGAUGGAGCUUUGUUUAAAUCUUGUGUUUCUCCCCACUUCUCAAGAGGGCUAAAUUCUUCCUAAGCAGCUUCUGAGUGUCAAAACUUCACAUCAAAACAGGACUUCUUGGCGUUGCUGCCUGUCUGCUAUGGGCGUUUGUUGUGCCGUGUUAGAGACCAGGCUCUGUUUGCUUUCAUGAUACCAAAUCAGUUUUUGUAAUUGAACUUUUUUGACUCUUUCAGCCAAUAAAUGAUGAACUGCUUCCUUCUCCUUCUCAUUACACUGGUGAUCCCAUGUAUGUGUUUCAGAAAAUGUCUUAAACUUAGAAAUCAAGUCUUCAAAUAAAUGAUUUAUAGAGUGGUCACCUUAAAGCAAUAUACAUAUUCCAAGGAGUCAUGAACUUGAAAAUAAGUCUAUAUCACCAAUUAAAGGUGGAAUAAACCUGAGGAGCAGUUAA